AAACUUACCUAAGCUUUCUGCACUUUCUCACCGUACAUUCACUCAUUAUUUAUUAAACUUCAUCUACAGUCAAAAAUGGGUCGCAACUUUUUCGUCGGUGGUAACUGGAAGAUGAACGGCUCCUUGGCCCAGGUCAAGAGCCUCGUUGCUCAGCUCAACAACACCGUCAUCCCCAGUGGAACUGAGGUCGUCAUCUCCCCCCCUGCUAUCUACAUUGACCGUGUUCGUCAGGAAUUGAAGCCUGAGAUUGGCGUUGCUGCCCAGAACUCCUAUACCAAGGCCAGCGGGGCCUUCACUGGUGAGAUCAGUCCCGAGCAGCUCAAGGAUCUCGGUAUUGACUGGGUUAUCCUCGGUCACUCUGAGCGUCGCGAGUACUUUAACGAGAGCGACGAGUUUGUUGGUGAGAAGACUGCCCAUGCUUUGGCUGCCGGUGUCAGCGUUAUUGCUUGCAUUGGUGAGAAGCUCGAGGAGCGUGAGACCGACAAAACCACUGAGGUUGUUACCCGUCAGUUGAAGGGUAUUGCCGACAAGAUCAACGACUGGACCAACGUCGUCGUUGCCUACGAGCCUGUUUGGGCUAUUGGAACCGGUAAGGUUGCCACCCCCGACCAGGCCCAGGAGGUCCAUGCCACUCUCCGCAAGUGGUUGGCUGAUAACGUCUCUGAGUCUGUUGCUGAGUCCACCCGCAUCAUCUACGGUGGCUCCGUCAACGGCUCCAACGCUGCUGAAUUGGCCAAGAAGGAAGAUAUCGAUGGUUUCUUGGUUGGUGGUGCCUGCUUGAAGCCCGAGUUCUCCAACAUCAUUGCUGCUCGCUUGUAAAUUCUCCACACUUUCUCUUUUCCCCACAAAAAUACAUAUUAUUCCUACACGCCAGUAAAUAAAUAAAUAAAACCAAAUUACUUGUAAAGAAUUU
Messenger RNA from Phycomyces blakesleeanus NRRL 1555(-), 913 nucleotides. RefSeq lists its product as hypothetical. The record is from RefSeq and is a predicted model, not a curated record. The transcript has 5 exons. Gene Ontology annotation, biological process: glycerol catabolic process; glycolytic process; gluconeogenesis. Gene Ontology annotation, molecular function: triose-phosphate isomerase activity. The coding region runs from base 76 to 819 and encodes 247 amino acids. Gene Ontology annotation, cellular component: cytosol. NCBI's taxonomy places the organism in Eukaryota, Fungi, Mucoromycota, Mucoromycetes, Mucorales, Phycomycetaceae.